Messenger RNA from Alternaria incomplexa, 1695 nucleotides. RefSeq lists its product as uncharacterized. Gene Ontology annotation, cellular component: membrane. NCBI's taxonomy places the organism in Eukaryota, Fungi, Ascomycota, Dothideomycetes, Pleosporales, Pleosporaceae. Gene Ontology annotation, molecular function: ABC-type transporter activity; ATP binding; ATP hydrolysis activity. The record is from RefSeq and is a predicted model, not a curated record. Gene Ontology annotation, biological process: transmembrane transport. The transcript is spliced from 3 exons. Bases 1 to 1695 code for a protein of 564 amino acids.
AUGGUGCCGCAUCAGCUUGGUAUCUUAGUAGAGCAUCUGGGCAAAGGCCAACUGCCACUCAAGGAUAUCAUGUUGUACGUCGUGUACCGCAGUUUGCAAGGCCAGCAAGGUGUCCUCGGUUCGCUUCGAGCCAUACUCUGGAUUCCCAUCAGCCAAUCGGCCUAUCGCCGGCUUACCGUAGCCGCAUUCGAGCACGUCAUGAAACUCUCGCUAGACUUUCAUUUGAGCAAGCGCGUUGGUGAAGUCAUCAGCGCACUGAGCAAAGGCAGCGCAAUCAACACUUUCUUGGACGGCCUUGUGUUUCAGCUGUUUCCUAUGGUGUUCGAUCUCGCUAUUGCGGCUGUGUACUUCUUCGUGUUCUUGGACGCUUUCUACGCAAUCAUCGUUGUUGCUGUCAUGUGGUUCUACCUCUUCAUCACCAUCUACAUGGCCAAGUACCGUGGCCGAGCAAGACGCGAAGCUGCGACACGGGAUCGUGAGAUGGAUGCCGCCAAAACCGAUGCUAUCAUGUCGUACGAGACCGUGCACCACAACAGUGCCUUGCCGCUCGAGCUUUCCAAAUUCCAACGCCUAGUGAAAUACUUCCAGGAAGCAGAGUACUCUGUGUUUUUCUCCUUGAAUGCACUAAACGCCGUACAAAAUUUCAUUUUCGUCGUCGGCGUUCUCCUCACAUGUCUUCUCGCAGCGUUUCAGAUCUCCGAGGGCAUAUACAAGGUCGCCAUGUUUGUUACGAUCUUAACGUACUUGGCUCAACUACAGGCACCGUUGAACUUCUUCGGAAGCUUCUAUACUCAAGUGCAAAACAACAUGGUAGAUGCCGAGCGCAUGCUUGCUCUGGUAAGUAGUUUUGACUUCAUGGUCCACGCGAACGAUACAAAAGCUAACACCUACGUGUUGCAGUACAAGAUCACACCUCAGGUCCAGAACAGCCCGCACGCAAAGCCCAUGAACACAUGCUCGGGCAGAAUAACCUUGAACGACGUCGAAUUCGCCUACGAUAAGCGGAAACCCACAUUAUCAAAUGUCAGCUUCGAAGUCCAGCCCGGCACCACAACAGCCAUCGUCGGCGAAAGCGGGAGUGGAAAAUCGACUAUCCUCAAGCUCCUCUUCCGCUUCUACGAGGUCGAUGGAGGAAGCGUCCAGAUCGAUGGCAUCGACGUGCGCGACAUCACCAUGGCAACACUGCGUACACACUUCAGCGUCGUGCCGCAAGACACAAUUCUCUUCAACGAGACCAUCCUCUACAACGUCAAGUAUUCGAACCCCAGCGCAUCUUUCGAAGACGUCCAGGCCGCCUGCAAAGUCGCCAGUAUCCACGAGAAGAUUAUCAGUUUCCCCGAUGGUUACAACAGCAAUGUUGGCGAAAGGGGUCUCCGACUCUCUGGCGGCGAAAAGCAGCGUAUUGCUAUCGCGCGUGCGGUUCUCAAGCAUCCGCAGAUUAUGCUGCUGGAUGAGGCGACGGCUUCGCUGGACUCGCAGACUGAGCGUUUGAUCCAGGAUUCGUUGAAAACUGCUUGUAAAGGGAGGACUACUAUUGCUAUCGCACAUCGCUUGUCGACUAUUACCGAUGCGGACCAGAUCAUCGUUAUGCACCAGGGCCAUAUUGUUGAGAGAGGGACGCAUGAGCAGUUGUUGGCGGUUGGUGGGAGGUACAAGUCAAUGUGGGAGAAGCAGACGAAGGCUGUCUCGGCUUGA